GUUCAUUUCAAUGUGACAGAACCUCGUUCUACUUAAAUCAACUUAAAUUAUUCGUGUCAUCAAAAUAUUACGCAAAGAUAUUAAUUCGAAUCUUCGAAGCAUGUACGAGUUACUCGUAGUCUCAGUGUAUGUCUGUUGAACUCUUCCACUGUUUCCUUGUAUAAUUUUACGAUGCACAUCUGGCCAUUUAACAUCAUUUUCGAGAUGGUUCGAUAGUAUCGAGAUUUUUUGGCAGGUCGAAAGAAAGAUGUCCCUCGACGGUAGAUUAGAAUGUUAUUAGUCAUUGGGUGUCGUGUUUGUAAGUAAAUAUCAGCUGGAUGCGUAGAGAAAGGCAUAACGUGAUUCCGUGACAGCGCGUAACGGAUGUAACUGUUGAGCACACAUCGGUCGAAGAAUUUAUCGAUGAAUAUGGUCCUCUUCAACACCUCGCCUUUCGACGCUGACGUCGAAAAGGCAACCAAUGAGACAAGCAUGUCCAUAGAAUGGGGAAAAAUGCUGGACAUUUGUGACAAAGUAGGAACCUCAACCCAAAAUGCAAAGGAUUGUCUACGAUCAAUUGUUAAAAGACUCUCCUCUCCAGAUCCACACAUCGUUAUACAGGCAUUAACAUUGCUAGACGUGUGUGUCAAUAACUGUGGAAAGAUUUUCCAUCUUGAGAUUGCAUCAAGAGAUUUUGAGACCGAUUUAAGAAAACUUGUUAACCAUUCUGAGCCAAAGAUUGCUGAGAAGAUGAGGGAGCUCUUAAAGAAAUGGGCAGAAAAUGACUUUAAAACUGAUCCUCAAUUGAAUUUAAUUCCCAGUUUAUAUAAUAAACUUAAAAAUGAAGGUUACGAUUUUACUUCUUCAUCUGAAACGCCUAGACGUACGACUGCGAUAAGUAAGGAUCCAAAUGUAGUAACAAAUUCACAAGAAGAAGAGGAUAUAAUGAAAGCUAUAGAAUUGUCGCUUAAAGAAAGUAAAGCUCAUAGUCAAGCAUCGUCUUCGCAUAGUUCACCAGCGUCGAAUAAGUAUACCAGUUUAUAUCCUAAUGUAAGUUCAGCGCUUGGUACAUCGAGCAAUUCGGAAGGCAGGAAGGUUCGUGCUUUGUACGACUUCGAGGCAGCAGAAGAUAACGAAUUAACAUUUUUUGCAGGAGACAUAAUUAACAUUUUGGACGAUUCUGAUUCAAACUGGUGGAAAGGGAGCAAUCAAUCAGGAGAAGGACUGUUUCCCGCUAAUUUUGUCACUGCGGAUUUGUCUGUGGAGCCUGAGCAGUAUACGAAAUUAGAAAACAAUAAGAAAAUGGUUCAAUUCGCCGAAGAAGUAGAAGUGAAAACUGUGAAGAGAGAGCCAGAAGUGAUUGAAGUUGAAAUAGACGAAAACAAAAUGGACAGACUUUUACAUUUAUUGCACGAAGCGGAUCCUCAGUGCGAUACUUUAGAUCCUCAAGAAAUGAUCGACUUAGAAGAACAAGUUACUGCGAUGGGACCGUUGAUAGAUGCAGCUUUAGAAAAGGUUGACAGAAGACACGCGCAACUAACUCAAUUAAGUUCUGACUUGGUGGAUGCACUUAACUUGUAUCACACGUUGAUGAGGGAACCACCGCCGCCUACACCAUCGAACUACACCCUACCUAAGAUGCCAUCACAUAUAAAUCCUUAUCAGUUUCAAAAUCAGGGACCACCACCUUCGCACAUAUUUAAUGGGGUACCGCCACCGCAUCAAACAUCAUUCCCUGUCGGAGGUGGUCCACCUGGGCCUUACAAUACGGCUAUUCCAACUAGUGACUAUAUGGGGCCUUCCAGCAUGCCGAACAUGACAUUACCACAUUUUCAUGUGCAACCUGCCGGCCCACAUCCGCAUCCGCAUUCGCAUCCGCAUCCUCCCGGACAUCCUCAAGGUCCAUCGGUGCCAGAGCACAGCAGCCUCCCUUAUUCACAUCAAGGAUAUCCACCUCAGACUGGUCCUAUGCCAGGACCGUACGGUCCUCCAGGGCCAACAGGACUCCCGGUAAGCCAACAACCUCAGUAUGCUCCGCCAAACGGGCAGCACAUGAUGUAAAGGAAUGCUAUGUGUUAUAAAUUCAUCCUGUACUGUAACUCAAGCUUCUAUACUAUAUUAUAAUUAUUUAAAUAAACGUACCCGAAGUAGCCAAAGACACUGGGUUUUUGAUGGAAGUUUUGCAUUCGAAACUUAUCGUGUAUGAGCUUGUACGUUUAGGCACAAAUACACGGGAAAGUGAUCAAAAAAAUGCAUUAGACAAAAAAUAAUUUACUUUAUUGACGUUCGACUACCGUUGAUGUAAUACAUUUUUAAAAAAGAAUAUUAAUCUUGUUUUUCAAUUAUCACAUUCCUUUAACUUGAUUAAUAUCUUAUUAUUUCAUCUGGCGUAUAAGAUCUUGUAACAACAACAGACAUUCGAAUGUUACUUAUACUCAUGAAGUAUCGCGGGAAAGGAAGAACGCGAAAACAGGAUUUUAUCUAUUCAGCGAUACUUUUAAUUUUACGUCGAGACUAUAUCACGUAAAAAAUCUAUUAUAUUUGUUUAUAUAAACAUACGUUGUAUAAAGUUUGCCGUAUAUAUUUUUAAUAAGUUCUGAAACAAAAUGAACUGCACUGUCGUUUAAAAUGAUUACAAUCGUACACGUAACUAUGUAUACACGACAAAUGGUGGAGACUGUCUCGAUGGCACGACCGUAUUUUAUAGUUUUUUACUGUCAUUCAUUCAUUCUUAGCGAAUACGUAGUAACUGUAAAGGAGCCUUGAUAUAACAUGAACGUUCGAAUAUGAAAAUUCUUUUUUUCUCUUUAAUGACAGGAAAUAAAUGGAAAGGAGAGACAGAUGAAUAGAAUAGCUUUGGGGAAAAAAGCUACUCGAAUUGAAUAUCGUCUCAAGUGAAAUAUUAAUCAUAAAGUUGACGAGUGAUUAUCGUGACAAGACAUCUUAACUUGGUCUAGUCUGUCCAUUGUGUAUAAUAAAAACUAUUUCCUAUUAAUUGCUUAUCGAGCGAUCUGCGAGGAGCUUUUUAUGACUUGUUAACGCAUAAUACUCGCAUAGUUGCGUUUAUACCGUCGUGAAGGCGACCCUGUCUGUGUUAAAAACAAGAAUGCAAACAAACAAAAAUAUGCAAAAAGGAAUCGAUGAUGAUCGUAUUCUUUUAAAAUUACAUUAAAAUAAGAUUUAAGAAUUACGAGAAAUUAGUAUAAAAGCAGGACUCUCUCAAGGAUUUCUUUAAUAGGCCUUCGUUUAUAAACUAUUUAUAAAUGAAGUUCAUAUUUUCUAGUUUAAAAAAUAUUAGUAACAUUUGAAAGGCACGAAAAAUCUUAGUGGAUCAACAAAUCGUAAUUAUAAUGUAAGAUUUGUUGGCGGAUACAAAAGCAAGGAUUUAUUAAAAAACGAUAAUAAGUCCGCUAAUAAGUUACAAAGAAAUAACUUCGCGUAACUCGAAACACUACCAUAGUAUGAAUACUUUAUACAAAUCGAUCGCAAAUAAAAAUUGAUAAAGUUAGCAAAAUUCUAGAUCUAGAAAUUAAUAAAUUUUGUAUUCGUUUACGUACGUAUAAAUUUCUUAUAUAUGUAUUACGUAAGCUCUAACAAUCAAGUGUGUAUAAUUCUGUAUUCGAAAUCUGUAUAUUAAUUACUACAUAUUACGUA
Messenger RNA from Ceratina calcarata, 3633 nucleotides. It is a transcript of the gene Stam, whose product is annotated as signal transducing adaptor molecule. Gene Ontology annotation, molecular function: phosphatidylinositol binding; ubiquitin binding. NCBI's taxonomy places the organism in Eukaryota, Metazoa, Arthropoda, Insecta, Hymenoptera, Apidae. Gene Ontology annotation, biological process: protein transport to vacuole involved in ubiquitin-dependent protein catabolic process via the multivesicular body sorting pathway. The record is from RefSeq and is a predicted model, not a curated record. The transcript has 10 exons. Gene Ontology annotation, cellular component: ESCRT-0 complex. The coding region runs from base 403 to 2040 and encodes 545 amino acids.